Molecule: messenger RNA, 1381 nt
Organism: Silurus meridionalis
Lineage: Eukaryota; Metazoa; Chordata; Actinopteri; Siluriformes; Siluridae
Source: the annotation of a RefSeq genome assembly
AUGCUAAAAAUCUUAUUGCCUACAAUUAUACUAUUACCCACAAUCUGAUUCUCCCCUCCCAAAUGAUUAUGAGUCACUUCAACACUCCAAAGCCUGCUUAUUGCCCUACUUAGCCUUACUUGAGUCAAAUGGUGCUCAGAAACAGGCUGAACCUCUUCUAACCUGUACAUAGGCACAGACCCCCUAUCAACCCCCCUCCUAAUCUUAACUUGUUGACUCUUGCCCCUUAUAAUCUUAGCAAGCCAAAACCACAUCAAAACUGAGCCAAUCAGCCGCCAACGAAACUAUAUCACCCUUCUAGCCUCCUUACAAAUCUUCCUAAUUAUAGCAUUUGGGGCCACCGAAAUCAUCAUAUUCUAUGUUAUAUUUGAAGCAACCCUCAUUCCAACCCUAAUUAUUAUUACUCGCUGAGGCAACCAAGCUGAACGCUUAAGUGCAGGCACAUACUUCCUCUUUUAUACACUAGCAGGGUCCCUUCCAUUACUAGUUGCCCUGCUAUUACUUCACCAAAACACAAACACAUUAUCAAUACUGAUUAUUCAAUACUCACACCCCCUAAUUCUUAACUCAUGAGGAGACAAAAUUUGGUGGGCAGGAUGCUUAAUCGCCUUCCUAGUAAAGAUGCCUCUCUACGGGGUCCACUUAUGACUACCAAAAGCCCACGUAGAGGCCCCAGUAGCCGGCUCAAUAGUACUAGCUGCAAUUCUCCUAAAACUUGGGGGCUAUGGCAUAAUACGCAUAAUAGUAAUUUUAGACCCCCUAUCAAAAGACCUAGUGUAUCCAAUUAUUGCCCUAGCCCUAUGAGGAAUCAUCAUGACAGGCUCAAUCUGUUUACGACAAACAGACCUAAAAUCACUAAUCGCCUACUCCUCCGUAAGUCACAUAGGCCUGGUUGCAGGGGGAAUCCUAAUCCAAACACCAUGAGGAUUUACCGGAGCCCUAGUGUUAAUAAUUGCCCACGGCCUAGUCUCCUCAGCCCUCUUCUGCCUAGCCAACACAACCUACGAACGCACCCACAGCCGGACAAUAAUCCUUGCCCGAGGAUUACAAGCUAUUUUCCCCCUAACAGCCACUUGAUGGUUUGUCUCUAACCUCGCAAACCUAGCCCUCCCCCCACUACCAAACCUCAUAGGAGAGUUAGUCAUUAUUACAGCAAUAUUCAACUGAUCCCCCCUGACUCUAGUACUAACUGGGACGGGAACCCUAAUCACUGCAGCCUACUCCCUUUACCUCUUCUUAAUAACUCAACGAGGGCCCCUUCCACAACACAUCAUUAACCUACAACCCUUCCACACGCGUGAACACCUACUAAUAACGCUACACCUUCUUCCAGUCCUUCUCCUCAUUUUAAAGCCCGAAAUCAUAUGAGGCUGAUGAUACU